AUGUGGGAAAAGCAGCUCCGAGCCAGGAGCGGGUUGGGCGCCCGGGAAGAGCAGAGAACCAGCCCUGCAUUUAAGGCAGAGGACUUUCAGAAGGCAAAUGGCACCCUCCAGAAGCACCUGAGCCGCGAGGGCGGGGAGGGGGAGGAGAAGGAGCCAUCCUGCCCCAGACCACAGAAGAAGCGCCCUUCCUUGGUGUGGCUUGCAGGGUCUCCUUGGGGGCCCCUGGAGACAGAGGGCCCUCAGCAAGGAAGCCGGAGCCUGGCGCCCACCUCGUGCUUCUGGUCACACGUGCUCCUACACGGGGGUGCCUUCUUGACAUCAACGGGACCGAGGAGGGCGAGAGGCCGGAGGGAGGCGGGCCUCGUCCCUGGACAGGACGGUCCUGGCGGUCAUUCAGACCGGUCAUCUGACAGUCAGCCUGACACGCCACCAUCGGGCCUGCUGGAAGACUGUGCCGUGCAAGUCCUGCCUUCGGGGCAUUACCUGGACCUGGAGCUGUCGCUGCUGGAGCAGAAGGAGGACCUGGAAGGCUUCUACGAGGACAUCGCCAAAGGGAGGCGCCCAAUCCUGCUCCUGCGUACACAGCUCUCGGUCCGAGUGCAGGCCAUCAUAGAGAAGCUCUAUCGUUCGAAGGGCCCUGAACUGAGGCGCUCCCUCUUCUCCCUGAAGCAGCUCUUCCAGGAAGACAAGGACCUGGUGCCGGAGUUUGUGAAUUCGGAAGGGCUGACGUGCCUCAUCACGGUGGGAGCCGAGGCGGAUCAAAAUUACCAGAACUACAUUCUCAGAGCGCUCAGCCAGAUCAUGCUCUUUGUGGACGGGAUGAUGGGAGUGAUCAACCACAAUGAGACUGUGCAGUGGCUGUACACCCUCUGUGGGAGCUUGUACCGGCUGGUGGUCAAGACGGCGCUGAAGCUGCUGCUGGUCUUUGUGGAGUAUACGGAGUCCAACGCCCUGCUGCUGAUCCAGGCCAUCCUAACGGUGGAGCAGGCCCGAGGUGGCUUUCCGUGGUCCCCCCUCGUGGCUCUCCUUGAGCAGACCAGUGGGGCAGACACGGAGCUCCAGGUGUUUGCCAUGACCCUCAUCAACAAGACUCUGGCUGCCCUCCCUGACCAGGACGCCUUCUAUGAUGUGACCGACUGCUUGGAGCAGCAGGGGAUGGAGAGGAUCAUCCAGCAGCACGUGGCCGGCAAGGGCACGGAUCCGGACCUGCAUCAGCAGCUGACCCUUUACGAGAAUACCCUCAAGUACGAGGACGGCGUUGAGGAGCCUCCCCUGGGCACACGCAGCAAAGAGCGGAGGAAGGGGGAGGAAGGCCGGCGGGGGGGCCAGCGGCGGUCGCUUGGCUACCUCUUGGCCCAGGAGGAGAGCCGAGGGUCCGGAGUGCCUGUGGAAGAGGAGGGCCUGCAGGCCCCCAGAGUCCCGACCCAGAUCCCGACCCCAGUUCUGGACGCAGAGAGGAACAAGGAGGACCUGCCAAGCCCCCAGAGCGUCUGCAGCAGCAGUGUCUCCUGCGGGCCGCUUUCUGCCCCGACCGUCCCUGUGGAAGGAGAGCAGCCGGGCAGCCUGGGCGAGAGGAGCAUUUUCAAAGCUCGCUUCUUGGAAAACUUGGCCGCCUCCCAGAAGGAGAAGAUGGUCGCUAUCUCCAGAGGCCGGGCAGAGAUGCUGGCGGAAGCGACUCCAGGCGCUGAGACGGCCGUCCCGGGGUGGUGGGGCGAAGGAGCCAACGGAGGAGGAGGAGGACCGGAAGGGAAGGCACCUUGGCCAGCACCGCCUCCUGAGCCCUCGGUUGGGGGAGCAGCGGCUGCAGACCUGCCAGGCCUGGGGGCCCCACACAGCCUGGCCUCGGCCCCCAGCUUGGCCUCCCCUCCCGGCUCAAACCAAGUGCUGCCUGGCGGCUGCAGCAUCCACCACAACAAGGAUGGCGCCCAGGGCGUGGUUCCCACGAAGACGCGGGGGCUUGAGAAACUCUUCGGCUCGACGUGGAGCCCCACUGGGGAGAGCUGGGCCGGGGCCUUGGACCCGAGGGGCCCCGGAGAGGAAAGCGGCCCCGGCGCUGGCCCAGAGGCCCGUGAGGGGCCAGAGCCCACGAGGGCCCGGACCUUGCGGAGCCAGUUCAGCCUUGAGGCAGAGGCUGGCCUGCAGACCCUGGAGCAGGCGCUCGUGACCCCCUUCAGGAAAGGCUCUGAGGUGGCAGGUGGAGGCCCCCCCGUCAAGCCGACCCCCGUGCCUCUGAAGAUCAGAGACCUGGACUUCUCGGACCUGGGCGAAGAGGAGGACGGUGACUGCCUUGAAGGGGAGGGGGUUGAGAGUGGGUUGACUAGUGGGCAAAAAAAGAAGAAGAAGACAGUGAAACUCUUCUGGAGGGAACUGAAGAGCCUGGAGGGGGGCCCCAGCCAGGGGGGCCCCUUUGGGCCAGCCACGCUCUGGGCCUCCCUAGAGAAGGUGGAGGUUGACACGGCCAAGCUGGAGCACCUCUUCGAGUCCCGGGCCAAAGAGAUGCCGAGCGCCAAGGUAGGCAGCAGGUUUCUGGUGGUCUUGGAUCCCAAGCGGAGUAACGCCAUCAACAUUGGCCUGACGUCGCUGCCUCCUGUCCACAUCAUCAAGAUGGCCAUCCUCAACUUUGACGAGUUUGCAAUUAAUAAGGAAGGGAUUGAGAAGCUCUUGAUGAUGGUCCCCACUGAGGAGGAGAAGCAGAAGAUCCAGGAAGCCCAGCUAGCCAACCCCGGCGUUCCCCUGGGCUCGGCCGAGCAGUUCCUGCUGGCCCUCUCCUCCGUCACGGAGCUCAGCGCCCGCCUCCAGCUGUGGGCCUUCAAGCUGGACUAUGAGGCUAUGGAACAGGAAAUUGCAGAACCCCUCUUUGACCUGAAGGUAGGCAUGGAGCAGUUGGCCAAAAGCCGGACCUUCAAGAGCAUUCUGGCUGCUCUCCUAGCCAUGGGCAACUUCCUGAACGGAUCUCAGAGCCAAGGGUUCGAGCUGAGCUACCUGGCCAAGGUGUCAGAGGUGAAGGACACGGUGCACCGCCAGACCCUCCUGCAUCACCUGUGCCACACCGUGGUGGAGAAGUUCCCAGAGACAACUGACCUCUACUCGGAGAUUGCAGCCAUUGCGCGCUCGGCCAAGGUGGACUUUGAUGAACUGGCGGAGGGGCUGGUCCAGCUGGAGCGAAGGUGCAAAGCCUCCUGGGAAAGCCUGAAGGCCAUCGCAAAGCACGACACCAAGCCGGCCCUGAAGAGCAAACUGGUGGACUUCCUGCAGGCCAGCACCCAGAAGAUUGUCAUCCUCAAGGUGGUCCACCGACGCGUGAUGAACAGGUUCCGCUCCUUCCUCCUGUACUUGGGCUACGACAGCCGCUCAGCACAGGAGGUGAAAGCGAUAGGAUUCUGCCGGAUGUUGCGCGAGUUCGCCUUGGAGUACCGGACGUGCUGGGAGCGUGUCCUGCAACAGCGGAAGAAGCGGGCAGCCUGCCGGGAGCGCAACAAGACCCGCGGCAGGAUGAUCACAGAGAUGGAGAAGUUUGCAAGGCUCCCCAAGCCUGAAGAAGGGCCUGCCCCGGCCAUGCUGACUACCAGCCCUGACCAGAAGGAGGAAGGUAGCCACGAAAGCAUGACCAGUGUCCUCAUCUCCCCAGCUGAGCCGUCUGGUCGCCGCUCCCGGGCUAGCCGAGGGGUUGUCAAACAGAGCCCCCCCAGCACACCCGCCAGCCCCCCAGACGAUGCCUCUGGCUCUUCCGAGGACGCCUCCGAGGAGAUCAUGGACCGCCUGGUGAAGUCCGUCACGCAGAGCACCCCGCUGCGGCCGGGCGCCCUGAGGGAGCGGAAGCGCUCGCGGCUGAACCGGAAAUCCCUGAGACGGACCUUGAAGAACGGCCUCAGUGACGAACUGGUGCAGGCGCUGGGCCUGGCGCAGGCAGCCGGCAUGGCGGUGUGACCAGGAGGGGGAAGAGCAGAGGAAGUGGUGGCCGUGGCACAAGUAGCGCUCAUAGACGCACCAAGGCCCGUGUGAGAAGACGGGGCCUCCGGGAUCCGUCCGUGCCCAUCAGGGCCCUGCCAGGGGGUGCCAGAGCGGCCCUACUGUUCUGUGUGGUUUCUUUGGCUUCAAACAGCAAGCCCCACGGGGGUGGGGGGGUCAAGGUGGAGCCAUCCCUUUCUCAGCCUGGCAGAGAGAAGGCUCCCCCCCCCGGCUACAAGCAGUAUUACAGGUGUUUGUGUGUUUGUGUGUAUGGGCUUUUCCUGCCCAGUGCCAGGUUUUGGUGCCAGGGCGGGGCUGGUGUUGGUCAAGAACGAGAGUGUUGGCGGCAUGACCAAGCACCAGGUGACCCACAAAACCAGGUGGGUGCCCCCCCACCUUGCCUUUGGGUGCUUCUUCCGCUUCACACCACCAGCGACACACUCUCCACAGACAGGCCAGCUUGACUCCUGCCCUCUCCCUUCCUGGGCCAUCCCCGGGUCGUUGGCUCAGCAGGAGGGUCUUUUCCACUUUUCCAAGAGGCGAAUUCAGACGGGCUGAUGCUCUUGUCUCACAGAGUCUCUCUUGCAGUGGCCAAACCAGCUUCCAUUCCUUGCCGGAGAGGCGACAGGAUGGAGGCGCCUGCCUGCCUGGGAGAGCCCGCUGGCUUCCUCCCUCCGUCCAGAUGUUCAGCAAGUGGAAAUGGGACAAGAUUGCAAAGGCGGAGUCUCUUGCCCCCAUCCCUGCCAGCCGACUCUGGCCGGGUCCAGUGGGGCAGAGUCUCAGCAGGGCUAAGAGGCUGGAACUGGCCCUUCUGGGUAUGCAAGCAAGUCCGAGGUCAUUGUUUGUGUUGAGAGUCGGAUACGGGACGAGCGGGGUUCAUUGGUCUCCUGUUUUCAAAGGGAGAGCCAUGUCAGUCAGUCAAUUUUGGACUGUAAAAUGGAAAAGACACACAGAUGAAAGCCAUGGAUGGAUAAUCCCUGAAAGCUCAGACGGAAGUGAAUCUGUUAGUUUUUAAGUUGCCAGAAUAGGUUGCGUUUUAUUUCCCUGUGUUUUGUUACGGAUCUAUUUAUUGGAGACAUGUAUAUUUUUCCUGGAUCUCACCUUUGCAUUCUCACAGCUGCCUCGUGAGGUGGGGUCAGGGUGCUGAAGGACUGGGCUCACUGGCCUGAGGGGAUUUGAACCCAGGUCUCCCUGCCCUCGUCCCGUACUCUGACCACCAAACCUCACUAAUAUUUGGGGGGGGGGCAGUGCUGGCUAUAAAGCUUGAUUGUAACUUUGAUGUA
This is a messenger RNA of Pogona vitticeps (central bearded dragon), 5231 nucleotides long. The record is from RefSeq and is a predicted model, not a curated record. NCBI's taxonomy places the organism in Eukaryota, Metazoa, Chordata, Lepidosauria, Squamata, Agamidae.